Ictalurus furcatus (blue catfish) is the source of this 1528-nucleotide messenger RNA. RefSeq names its product olfactory receptor 52K1-like. Gene Ontology annotation, molecular function: olfactory receptor activity; G protein-coupled receptor activity. Gene Ontology annotation, cellular component: membrane. The transcript has a single exon. Gene Ontology annotation, biological process: G protein-coupled receptor signaling pathway. The coding region runs from base 581 to 1528 and encodes 315 amino acids. NCBI's taxonomy places the organism in Eukaryota, Metazoa, Chordata, Actinopteri, Siluriformes, Ictaluridae. The record is from RefSeq and is a predicted model, not a curated record.
UCAUUCUAAGACUGCUGGCAAAAGCCUGCAGGAAUAAAGCAGAGCCUCAUGAGAGCACAAUAUAUAAGAAACAGAGACUCGUGUCAAGGUUUUACAAGUGCCAGAAACGGCAAGAGGAUAAUAGUCAGAUGUAUCAUGCAUGGGAUUUUUCCAUUUCUACUACUCAAAAUCAGUGUUUCUAAUGAUCUUUGCACAAUACAGGUUAUAUGUAUUUAUUUACAAUUGAGCUUUGUUGUGUCAUAUAUCACUCCAAAACUGUUUUUCUUCCAGACAGUAUUAUCUGUUGAAUAGCACCUGUUGUUUAAUAAUUUAUAAAAAAAAUAUUUAUGAAAUAUUUACUGAUUAGGACACAUGUAAAGUCAAUGACAUUUUGUGUUUUCCUGCAUUUUGGAAUAGCAAUAACUUUCAAUAAUAAUGUGUAGAAUGGAUUUGUAUCAACCUUGACAUAUAACAGAUAAUACAGGUGCUGUGCUAGAAUUACACUUGCUAAUAUUAUGUUUUAAAACCUACCAUGUAAUUAUUGGUAGCAAUCCUGUCUUAAUAGUGUGCUUUAGAAAAGAAUGUUUUGAGACUGAGCAGCAUGCAAGAUUUCCCACCACAGAAUAUUUCAUAUACAACUUUUAAGCUAAAUGGCUUUCUGGCUUUGGGAGAAUGGAGACCUAUAUUAUCCAUACCCUAUUUCAUUAUGUUUUUAUUGUCUUGUCUAUCAAACUCUAUUAUGAUAUAUUUAAUUGUAUCUCAGAAAACUCUGCACUCUCCAAUGUAUGUACUAAUAGGUUUUAUAAGUGUUGUGGACUUGUGUUGGCCAAUAUGUUUUGUACCAAGUUUGUUGCUCAACUUUUUAUUUGAAUGGAAUGGCAUUUCUCUAGUGAGCUGUUUACUACAAAUGUUUUGCAUUCAGCUUCUUGGUGCAUUUCAGUCUACUGUAUUGGUGUGGAUGGCUCUAGAUCGGUUCUUUGCUAUAUGCAGACCACUUUAUUAUCACAAAUACAUGGAAUUCCACAGCUUUCUAAAAUGUAUUAUUGUGCCAGCCACUAGAAAUUUAUUACUGAAUAUCAUAAUGAUCUCUUUGGCUGGGAAAUUGAAUUUCUGUGCAAUAAAUGAGAUAGAUCACUGUUUUUGUGAACACAUGGGAUUGGUUCAGUUGGCAUGUGGAGAUAUUUCUAUUAACAACCUAAUUGGCCUUGUAUCUACUUUUCUUAUACCAACAUCAGAUUUUCUUUUCAUUACUGCAUCAUAUAUAAUAAUAUUUGCUUCUGUCAUGAAAUCAGGAAAAUCCCACUUGAAGGCUCUCAAUACUUGUAUUACACAUAUUAUUGUCAUGACAGUUAAUUUAGCAUUUGCCUUGAUUGCAUUUAUGUCAUACAGAAUAAGAAAUAAUAUUUCUCCCAAUGUUCGUGUCUUUCUGAGUACAAUGUAUAUACUAUUCCCAAGUUGUUUUAAUCCAAUUAUUUAUGGAGUAAGAACAACUGAAAUAAGAAAACAGUUUCUUAAAUUUGUGAACAAUAUGAAAGUCUUACCACAGUAA